GCCCUUCAGAACGUCACGGUCGGCGACGUCAUCUCAGCCAUGGGAUCUGAAGCCCAUAGUCACGAAGCACUGUCGCGGCAGACGCAUCUGGCAAUCCUGAUCAACGGACGAUGGCAGCCAGAAGAGCAGCCAGUCGACUGGUGCGACAGCAUGCUCGAAGACACGUGCGAGGACUUGGAGAGCAGAGACCACUCGAUUCGCGACUCCGAACAGGCGGACUUCGAGGACGGGUUCGACGACUGGGACUGGGUCGACAGUGAGAUGCAGCGCGAAGCCGAGGAAGAUGCGCGUGAGAGAGUACAGUGGAGCAAAGAAAUGGAAAUCCAGAAUGAAUACCGCCAGCGUCUCGCCAACAUGACGGUGAAGUACCUGAACAUGCAAGGUAGCGAAAUCCACACCUCGAAGCCUUAUCCACUCUGCCAUGUCGAACCGUGCGAGUCUUUCCGGGAAGCCUGGCUGCACACUUUGCACGAAGGAAACAGCCCAGAUCGCCGUCUCUCCCUGCGCCAACUACGUCUCAGACGACAAGAAAUUAAGAAGCCUAUCCCGGCGGAAACGCUGCAAUAUCGCAGCGCCAGGGAAGUCUUGCUUCACGAUUUGGACAGCGGUCCUGCAGGACCCAUCCCCCUCGACACCACGAAGCUGGUCUUGGGCGGGGGCGUGAUCACAGACACCUGGAGCUGGCGUGAACUGUUGGGUCACAGCUUGAGCAACGACGUCGUGCACGUGCAAGUUGUCUACAUCUCAGAGAAAGCCACAGGUGCAAAAUCUGAGGAUUCAGGAUUCGUUGCCAUGGCCCCUUGUCAUCGGUGCGGCUUCGGGACAAGGAGCGGCAGAGGACAGGGAUGGUGCAGCAAUCCGCAGUGCCGCCAAGCCGAAAAAGAGGAGUGCCUGGCCCAGAAGAGCGCAGAGAAAAUUGUUUGGCAGCAACAACGGGCAGCGCAGGGAGCGGGCAGUCGUGGACCCUUGCGCGAAGAGAACAGCAGAAAGGCAGAGCGCCGACAGCUGCAUGAGGAAAGGGCGCGGGCAAAGGCAGAGGAGGAAGCAGGCGGCCGUGGACCUUUGCGUGAAGAAGACAGCAAAGAAGCAGAGCGCCGACAGCUGCGUGAGGCAAGGGCGCGGGCAAAGGCAGAGGAGGAAGCGGGCGGCCGUGGACCUUUGCGGGAAGAAGACAGCAAAGAAGCAGAGCGCCGACAGCUGCAUGAGGCAAGGGCGCGGGCAAAGGCAGAGGAGGAAGCGGGCGGCCGUGGACCUUUGCGGGAAGAAGACGGCAAAAGGGAAGAGCGCCGACAGCUGCGUGAGGCAAGGGCACGGGCAAAGGCAGAGGAGGAAGCGGGCGGCCGUGGACCUUUGCGGGAAGAAGACAGCAAAGAAGCAGAGCGCCGACAGCUGCGUGAGGCAAGGGAGCGGGCAAAGGCAGAGGAGGAAGCGGGCGGCCGUGGACCUUUGCGGGAAGAAGACGGCAAAAGGGAAGAGCGCCGACAGCUGCGUGAGGCAAGGGCGCGGGCAAAGUCAGAGGAGGAAGCGGGCGGCCGUGGACCUUUGCGGGAAGAAGACAGCAAAGAAGCAGAGCGCCGACAGCUGCGUGAGGCAAGGGAGCGGGCAAAGGCAGAGGAGGGAGUGGGCGGCCGAGGGCCCAGGCCUUGA
Symbiodinium natans is the source of this 1647-nucleotide messenger RNA. The record is from the annotation of a GenBank genome assembly. Lineage: Eukaryota; Dinophyceae; Suessiales; Symbiodiniaceae.